This is a messenger RNA of Triplophysa rosa, 4787 nucleotides long. It is a transcript of the gene nck1b, whose product is annotated as NCK adaptor protein 1b. The record is from RefSeq and is a predicted model, not a curated record. Gene Ontology annotation, biological process: positive regulation of translation in response to endoplasmic reticulum stress; positive regulation of endoplasmic reticulum stress-induced intrinsic apoptotic signaling pathway; negative regulation of endoplasmic reticulum stress-induced eIF2 alpha phosphorylation. Lineage: Eukaryota; Metazoa; Chordata; Actinopteri; Cypriniformes; Nemacheilidae. Gene Ontology annotation, molecular function: ephrin receptor binding. The transcript is spliced from 5 exons. Bases 242 to 1387 code for a protein of 381 amino acids.
AGAAGCGCAGUUCUCACGCUGGAUACGUUGGAAAGCCCUUCCCUUGAAAUCAUCACAGCGAAUAUGUAGCUGAGGAAAAAAAAACCUAUGUAAUCUAUAUACUUUUCAUCAUCGAGUGUGCAUACACAACAAAAGAACAGAAGCCAAAGCUGCGGGUCGGAUCAUUCAAGGGUCAACCUUAGGGCAUCUCAACUCAGAUUCCCACAGCUUUGAUGCAUCACAGUGUCGAGUCAAAUCCAAGAUGACGGAAGAGGUGAUUGUCAUCGCCAAGUUUGAUUAUAUGGCCCAGCAGGACCAAGAGCUGGACAUUAAGAAGAACGAACGUCUCUGGCUUCUAGACGACUCCAAGUCCUGGUGGCGGGUUCGCAACGCAACCAACAAGACGGGCUUUGUGCCAUCCAACUAUGUAGAGAGGAAGAACAGUGCCAGAAAAGCCUCGAUUGUCAAGAACCUCAAAGACACUUUAGGAAUCGGUAAGGUGAAACGGAAAACAGGCAUGCGGGACACGGCCUCCAACGCUGACGCAGACUUCUACCCCGACAACAGCGAACGUCUGUAUGACCUGAACCUUCCCGCGUUAGUCAAAUUCAGCUACACUGCCGAGCGGGAGGAUGAGCUAUCGCUGGUUAAGGGGACGAGGGUCAUCGUCAUGGAAAAGUGCAGCGAUGGCUGGUGGAGGGGGAGCUACAGCGGCCAGUCGGGUUGGUUCCCAUCCAACUACGUGACGGAGGACGCGGACGGAUCGGCGAGCAACGACACGGGUGGGCUGUCCGAGAAGUUAGCCACUGUCGAUUACAGUGUGAAUGGCAAUCGGGUGCUGCACACGGUACAGGCGCUCUACCCGUUCAGCUCGGGCAACGACGAAGAGCUGAACUUUGAGAAGGGAGAGGUGAUGGAUGUUGUGGAGAAGCCGGAGAACGACCCGGAGUGGUGGAAGUGUCGCAAAGCCGACGGCCAGAUGGGACUCGUGCCAAAAAACUACGUCACUGUGCUGCAGGAGUCGCACAACUCGGCCAGCAUGGCCGGGCCGCCCACGCCUGACUGUGACUACAUCGAGCCUUCCUCCAGUGGACGGUUUGCGGGCAAGCAGUGGUACUACGGGAAGGUGACUCGUCAUCAGGCGGAGGUUGCACUCAACCAGAGAGGCACCGAGGGAGACUUUCUCAUCCGGGAUAGCGAGUCGUCUCCCAAUGACUUUUCAAUAUCUCUGAAGGCUCAGUCCAAAAACAAGCAUUUCAAAGUCCAGCUGAAGGACAACCUGUACUGCAUCGGACAGCGCAAGUUCAACACAAUGGAAGAGCUGGUGGAACACUACAAAAAGGCACCCAUCUUCACCAGCGAACAGGGUGACAAACUCUACCUGAUCAAGGCUCUCGCUGCCUCCUGAUCCCAGCCCGGAGACUAAACCAGUUAACAAAGACUUCACAACCAGACGGUCAGAUAGACUGGGAAUAUCAAGCAUUCCAUUAAAGGGAGGUACAGAGAAAGACAGACAGUGGACUCCCAUUUAUUCGCUGGGAAACGCCCAAAGUAUCAAAAUACAGUAUGUUAAGAUCAUAGGUGAUGCAAUGUAUUUUGAUGUCAACAUGUAUUACAGACUAGGCUUUUUUUGUUAAUGUUCUUUUCAUUGGCUUGUUUUUGAAAAUUCUUCCCACUUUUUUUUACUGUCCUUUAAGUUCUGCUGGUGAAGUUCAGGCGGCAGAAGUUUGUUCAACACAUUUUAAAGGUCUCGCAUACUGUCUGUGUCUGCCCGCAUUGCCUGAACAACACGCAGAAGUUGAAACUCUGCUAUAUUUAUUAGGAAUCAUUUUUUUCUGCAAAAUGCUCAAACAAUAAAAGUGAGUGACCAAAACGUACUUAUCGGUAGAGUUGUCUCGAUGUUCAGAGCUCAGAUUCAGGUAAAAAUAGUAAACCUUGUGUUUGUUUGUUCCUAUACCAAGAAAUAGUUCUCCCAAAAAUGAAAGAUCGGUCGUCAUUUACUCGCCCUCAUGUUCUGUAUACACUUCUUUGUUCUGUUGAACACAAAAGAAGAUAUUUAGAAUAAUACCAUUCUGGGGCACCAGAACUGUUUGGUUACAAACUUUCUUUCAAAUAUCUUCUUUUGUGUUAAGUGGAAUAGUAAAAUGUAUUCAUGUUUGAAAUGAGAAGAGGGUGAGUAAAUGAGCACAGAAUUUUCAUUUUUAGGUGAACUAUCCCUUUAAACAACAAGAUUGUUCUGUUAUUGCAUAUAAUCUAAUUUAAGAUGAUGAGUAUAUAAGAGGGGUAAAAUAACAAAAGUUCUAUUUCCCUGACAAGCGAAAUUAGUGCUAAAUAUUACUGUUUGCCUUGACAACAAGUCCUACAUUUAUCGACGCAUCUUGAAAACUGUCUACUAUUAGUCAUGGUGAGCAUGACAGCCUGUGCAAGAGCCUUAAAGGGAUAGUUCACCCCAAAAUGAAGAUUGUGUCAUCUUUUACUCACCAUCGUGUCAUUUCCAACCUGUAUGACUUUCUUCCUUCUGCCUAACACAAAAGAAGAUAUUUUGAAGAAUGUUGGUAACCAAACAACAUUGGUCCCCAUUGACUUCCAUUCACACAACCACUGAGACAUUUCUCAUUAAUUUGUAUUUGAACCACAUGAGGGUGUAUAAAUGUCAGAAUUUUCAUUUAGGGGUGAACUAGCCUUAAAUUACGAUGCCAUGGCUGUGCUUUUCUGAGUCAGUGUUAUAUCAAUAAUGCUUUUUUCUAAUGACAGCUGCGAUCUACAGUCGUUUGCACCACAGGUGUGUCUUUACGAGUCUACUUGGUUUGACGUGUGAUGAAUCAGAUGUUUGCCUUCUCUGCUUAACUUGAUAGUCACUUUCCCAGAUGAGCUUUUAGGGUCAGUGAAUUGUCGUCAUACAUCAUGAAUGAACCAUUGUUAGAUCAAGUUCAAGGAAGAACUUAUUUCACGUGGAGAUCCACAGAGCUGUUUCCUUAUCGGAACCAUCAGCCAUAUAUCAACCUGAGGAAAAACAUAUCCUUAUCUGCCCAGUUUUACAUAUAAAUGUUUAUGGAGGACCAGGCGUUGGGGGGCACGUCUCCGUUUCAACUUGGACUGAAGAUCUUCUGGGCUGUCCUCCAGCGGAUCAUCACUACAACCAUGAUUACUUCUCCGGCUGUUUGAAGCCAGACUGGGGCGAGGGUGAGGAACGGGGAUUUUAGGAGGAGUGUAUGGAAAAAUCGCAAAGUUUAGUAUGGUAAAUAUUAUGGUUGCAGUGGAACUGUGAGAUGUGAAGCUCAAUGUGGGGGCAAAAAAAGGAGAUUUUGUUAUCUGGGACGGUGCUUCUCAACUGGGUUUGUUUCAGGACUCUUCAGAAGUCUUAUUUAAUGUAGUCUGGGUUGCACUUUUUUAUUUUGUGUAGUUCUGGAGAAUGAGGGCAUGCCACACGCCUGUCUAUGUCAGCAUCUGGUUAGUUUGGUUAACUUAUACCAAGUGACAGAGAGUUUGGUUAGACAUAUAGCCAACAAAACAUAGAGGUAGUGUUUACGCCCUCAUUGUCAAAUGUAUUUAUUUUGCUCUAACUAUUCACAUUUACUGUAUAUGGUAAGUUGCAUUCUGUCGUCUGCAUUUAUAAAUGUUCCUACCUGCCCCUAUCUAAACAGAACCGAGACCGUUUCUUCGAGUUACCAGUUGAGAGCCAUUGCUUUAGGAUGAGGAAUUCUUUCUUUUAUGUGUGGUCCAUAGUUUGUGCUUAAAAAUGUGCCUUCAUCUCAGUUGCUGGAACCAAAGGUUUGGUGUUCCUCCAGUAUCGCAUCCCUGAUAUGUGACCGAUGUGAAAUCAUGUCCUGUUCAUGCAAACCUCCUGUUGGGGAACCGAUCCGCGCUUCAACUUGACGAUUUCUUCACCUGCUGACUAAAGUGACCUUACCGGAUGGACCUUAGUCACGGUUGAGCCAUAGUAAGAGUUAGACCAGUCUGUUCUAUGGGAUGUACUGUAUUGUUACUGUGUCGAUUUGUCAGCCAAGAAAACAACUGAAAUUCAAAAUGAAUGUGACUUAUUAAACAAAUAAAAACAGGCCUUUGACCGCCUCAUAUUAAUAGUCAGUGAAAUACGCGUUUACGUCAACUACCCAGCACUGUUACCGGUUCAUGUCUUUGAGGUGCUAUUAGGUGGUUUGAAAGGUGUUAUGGGUCUAACCUGUAUGUUUACUUUGCAAGGUAUUAUUGUGGUCGACCAAAUCGCUUUGCUGUCUUUUCUGUUGGGAACAUUACUGAGUAGUUCGACUCGCAUACUAACACCUCAUUUUCAGCAGGAUUGUCAAACUGCACAUCAAAUGCAGCCUUUAAAGAUGUCAUGCUGGGUCCAUUGUGAAAAAGUGUGAAAAAUGCCACCCUAUUCUGUCCUGUGAUGUACAUUGUGUUAAGUCCCCAAAAAUAGUUACCUUAUAUCAAUUUAUUCCUGAAAAUGGAUUUUAGUCCUCUGUGAAUCACCUUAGUGGAUUUAUUAGGAUGGACUGAGUUGCAUCUCUGACCCUGGAGCAUGGGUAUAAUCUUAUGUUUGGACUGAGUUUUGUCAGAUCUGGGUCUGGAAGUGUUGUGACUCUGCUCAUGGAGUUAGGACUCUUCCUCAUAUGUAACGAGAGUUCAUUAGACUGUGUAAAGAAAUAAAACUACAUCAAUCAAUGUUUGACAUCUCUUUCAUGCCAUUCAGAACACGGUUUUAAAACGAUGUAAAGUUUUUAUUUGAUAGUACGAGCAGGAAAUGUCACAUUUGAACUACCUUAAUGAAUACAAUGACACAAAAAUAACUUGUCCAUACUGAAAGG